AUGUCAGAUAAAUAUACAAGCAUACCCAUACACCGACCACGUGUUCGUACAACGAAAACUUUUCUGCUAGUUUGGUUGCACAAUAGCACUGACACGGUCAACAAUAACGAUUAUCAGAAUAUUAUUAUAGAAUUACAGCAAGCAGUUAGUGGAGUUCAUAGAUUUACUGACGCUGAUGAAAUGGUUGAUUUUAUAACUGAUGUUGCAGAAGAGCCAAUAGUCCUGAUUUUAUCCGAAGUAUUCGUUCAAACAAUGAUUUCAGUUGCUCAUGAAAUACCUCAAGUUGAAUGUGUCUAUAUUCUCAAUGAAAACAACGUACAGUGUGAACAAUGGUCAAAUAAAUGGCGAAAAAUGAAAGGCAUUUAUAGUGAUAUUAAAUCUAUUGGUGAAGCACUCAUAGAGACUUCAAAAAUUUAUAAUCAAGAUGCGAUAUCUAUCAGCUUCAUAUGUGCAUGUGAGGAAGCUUCAGACAAAAAUCUAAAUCAACUCGAAUCGUCAUUUAUGUAUACUAAAAUAAUCACAGAGAUCUUGUUUACUAUCGAUUUUGAUAGACAACACAUUGAAGAAUUUUUUGCAUACUGUGAUGGCAUCAGCACCGUUCGACCGAGAGAUAUUGAAAUGUUGAGGAACGAAUAUCAUCUCCACUCGCCUAUCUGGUGGUAUACACAUCCUUGUGGUCUCCAUAAUUUACUUAAUUAUGCAAUACGUGUCAUGGAUGCCGAGGUUAUGAUAAGAAUCGGCUUCUUCAUGCGAGAUCUUCACCAAAAUAUUACUCAUCUUCAUUCACAACAAUAUCCGAAUUAUAAUCGCUCGUCUUCAUUCGUUGUAUAUCGUGGACAAGGUUUAGCGCGUGCUGAUUUCGAAAAAUUGAUCAAAUCAAAAGGUGGAUUAUUAUCAUUUAAUAGUUUUUUGUCUACUAGAGACUAUAUCAAUGCAAUAGAAUUCUAUGAAAAAUCAAUCGAGAUCAAUCGAAAACUUCUUCCUCGAACUCAUCUCGAUUUAGCUGCUUCUUAUAGAAAUUUAGGUAUUGUAUAUGACAAAAUGGCUAAACAUUCGAUAAAUCAUCCAUUGAAAGAAAAACCAAUUGAAACCAUUAUUGCGUUCAAUGAUCUUCCAUUUUCUACUUCCGAUUCCGAUAGCAACAACGAUCUAAUUAGUGACAGUAUGGAUGAUUACUCAAAGGCAGUCUUGUCAUUCGAAAAUGCACUUAUAGUCUUACAACAAACUUUUCCACCAGAUGAUCUAAUUCUAGUGACAUUCUAUGAACUCUAUGGAACUGUCUAUGAGAAAUUAGGUGACUAUCACAAAGCUCUUUCACUUCACAAACGUGCUCUUGAAAUUAAACAAAAACAUCUUCCAUCAAAUCAUCCUUCUCUAGCAACUUCUUAUGCAAACCAUGGUACUGCAUAUGAACAAAUGGGUGAUAUACCAACAGCACGUUCAUUCUAUCGACGUGCUCUUGAUAUUGGACAACGCUCACUGCCUUCGAAUCAUCCAGACCUUCGUAGAUUUAGAGAAAUGGUUGGAAAUGAUUAA
This is a messenger RNA of Adineta steineri, 1536 nucleotides long. The record is from the annotation of a GenBank genome assembly. Lineage: Eukaryota; Metazoa; Rotifera; Eurotatoria; Adinetida; Adinetidae.